AGGUAUCUGAGAUGUUACUACUUUGCAGUUCGAACUUUAAUCACCAUAGGGGGACUUGCUGAACCCGUGACAAUCUUCGAAAUACUCUUCCAACUGCUAAAUUAUUUUACUGGAGUCUUUGUCUUUUCAAGUUUAAUUGGACAGAUGCGUGAUGUGAUUGGGGCAGCAACUUCAGGACAGAGCUAUUACCGUUCUUGUGUUGACAAAACCAUCUCAUACAUGAACACAAACAAAAUCCCUAAACAUGUUCAGAAUCGUGUG
Messenger RNA from Staurois parvus, 261 nucleotides. NCBI's taxonomy places the organism in Eukaryota, Metazoa, Chordata, Amphibia, Anura, Ranidae. The record is from the annotation of a GenBank genome assembly.